Molecule: messenger RNA, 1753 nt
Organism: Pristis pectinata (smalltooth sawfish)
Lineage: Eukaryota; Metazoa; Chordata; Chondrichthyes; Rhinopristiformes; Pristidae
Product: kininogen-1-like
Exons: 12
Coding region: 335-1537 (400 amino acids)
Biological process (GO): negative regulation of endopeptidase activity
Cellular component (GO): extracellular region
Molecular function (GO): cysteine-type endopeptidase inhibitor activity
Source: RefSeq, a predicted model, not a curated record
ACGUGAUCACGGGGGCCCCGCCAUCUUAGGGAAGGGCCCGCGAUUCCCGCUGCUGAGUGCGCUUGCGCGACUCUGGCUUACGCUGUGCAAGGUCUGAGGCUCGGGAUACGUUUAAACGGCUGAUCGGCAGAAAUAUUCACCCGGGUUCCAGUUUCUGACAGGGAGGCAAACCUGGCUGUAGAUUACGCAGUGAAUGCUUACAACAGAAAGUCUGCCAAUCCUUACCUUUUCAAGCAGAGGCACCUUAAAAGUGCCAAGUAUAAGACCAUAAGAAGAUGAGAAAACAGGACCAGAAGUAGGCCGCCAGGCCCCUCAAGCCUGCCCCACUAUUCAAAUGUUUAUGAUAACUUCUCCAGGUGUGAAAGCAUACACUGUGAUAUUUGAUAUUAAGGAAAGUCUUUGUCAAGAGCAAGUGGAGCUCAGAACCUGCCCAUUCAGAUCUGACGGCGAUGCUGUUGAGGGUGUGUGCAAAGCAGAAGUCUUUUUUGAAUUUGGGUUCCAAAUUAAAGUACCUGAGGCACCUUUAUGUAAUCUACUAAUGCCCGUCAAAAAAGUGGUGGAGACCAUCACUGUUCCUUGUGAAGAUUGUGCAGUCUCUGCAAGCAUUGAUAACCCCAUGGUGAAAGCAUCAGUGGAAUUAGCAUUGAAAGUAUUCAAUGAUGAAAAUAAAAAGAAAAGGACAUUUGCACUAAACAAGAUUAUUUACGCAAUAAAAGAGGUGGUAAUGGGAGAGAGAUACUGGGUGCAUUUCCAAAUUCGGGAAACAGAAUGUGGAGCAGACAAAAACGAGCAUUGGUCGGACUGUCCAUUUAAAGCAUUGGAUAAAGCAGUAAUAGGAGAUUGCCGUGCAGAAGUUCUGUUUCAAAUUGGUGAAUCAAAAGGUCACAUGAGAGGAAUUCCUAAAUGCCAGCUGAUCCAACUGAUUAUGGAUGAAGAUGUUAGUGCAGUGCCAUGUUUUGGUUGCUUACUACCCCUGAACACUAAUGAUCCAAGAGUGCACAAGAUUGUGAAGCAUUCCAUUUCUAAAUUCAAUGACAACAGCAGGCAGCUUUACAAAUUUGCUUUGGCUCGAGUUCUUUCUGCAGUACACGAGACCUCUGUCGGGGAGAUUGUUACUCUCAAUUUCGAGCUUAUUGAAACAACCUGUCCUAACAAUAAUGAGACUGUACCUGACACGUGUGGUCCAAAGAUCCCUGCAACAGCAGGUUCAGCUAUCUGUUUAACUACGCAGAACAAUGACAUCUUUGGAAAACUAAUAUACCACAAGUUACAGUGCAACGUGACUCAAGAUUGGAAAGUCUAUAUACUCAAUUACAUGGAAGUCUCCAGGAAUGAAACUAAUUACUUAAAGGAGUUGCAGCCCAAGGAAUUGGCAAUAUCUGAAAUCACACUCAAAACUUCUGUUGAACCUGAAACAGAACACCCAACUGAGCCUCCUGCAGGACCCCAAAGCUCAGAAGAACCAAGAAUCUUGCUGGAAGAGUCUAGGCCCACUGUAGCAAUUGAAAUCACUGAUUCUGAACUAAUAGAUGGAUAAAAACAGAGAGUGGAGAAAGUAAAUUCACAGAUAGUCUAAUUUUCAAACACAUCUGAUGAUCAGAUUGUGGAAGUGUACUCACAGACCAGUAAAACAACUAGAUUGAUUCAAGUGGUAUGUUUAGUUUUCUGAAAAUAUGCAAUAAAUUUUAAAUACAUAGCAAAUCUUUGUACCUAGAAAGAGUGGUAGAUGUUGAUAUUUCAAGAGAUUUUAAUG